Messenger RNA from Capsella rubella, 1283 nucleotides. Its product is annotated as ARGOS-like protein. The transcript has 2 exons. Lineage: Eukaryota; Viridiplantae; Streptophyta; Magnoliopsida; Brassicales; Brassicaceae. The coding region runs from base 741 to 1175 and encodes 144 amino acids. The record is from RefSeq and is a predicted model, not a curated record. Gene Ontology annotation, biological process: positive regulation of organ growth.
CUGUUUCUUCUCUGAUUCCACAACAGUGUAAGGGCAUCCUCGAUGCAAAAGAUCUUAGGGAGUUUUUCACCCUAGAAUUUGCAAAGAGGAUACCUUAUAUAAUAUACCCUCUUUGCAAAUCUUAUGGUGAAAAACCCCUAAGAUCCUUUGCAUCGAGGAUGGUCUAAUCCUCCCUACAAAAAAAAAUAAACGAUUAUUUAUUUUCUUUCUUCUUUCAUUAUCUUUUACCACUUUUCAUAUAUAUCAAACCAAACCCAAAGUUUAUAUUUCUUCCUCUGUAUUCAUUCGUUUUCUUACAAAAAAUUAUAAGCUUUCUUCGUCUUCAUCCUCCUCUUGUUGGUUUAUAAGCUUCGACACCCAUAUUUGUUGGUUUCUAACGUUGAUCAAGCUUCAAUCUUUCUAGCUUCUUGUUCUCGCUGAAGGAGGUUGACUACUAGCUAACGUCUUAAAGUUUUCGUAAACACCGACCAAAAAUCUUCUCUACCGGGGGAAAAAAAAGUUUAGAGCCUUUCUGGGUCUGAAAACGCCAAAGAUCAAAUCGUAUUUUUGUUUGCAUUUCGGAAUAUAUAUAUCGAGCUCCUGAGUAUUAUCAUCGUUAGGGCUCUUCAACCAAGCUACAUUUGUCGGAAGAAGUUUAAAAAGCUCGUUGCUUUAUGCAUUUGAGUCGAGCUCUGUUUCUUUAUACAUCGAUCUGAGUUCUCAGAUCAACCCCCAAGAAAAAAAAAAGUUCUGUUCUUUAAAUGAUUCGUGAUAUCUCAAGUCUACAAAACGACAUCAUAAACAUUCAAGACCAUUGUUCACUCAACAACAACAACAACAACAACAAGAAGAUGGACAUGAGAAGAGAUAACCGGAAGAACAUCAGUUUUCGUGGAUCAGCUCCAGCUCCGAUUAUGAGGAAGCAAGAACUGUUUCGGACAUUGUCGUCCCAGAACAGUCCCAGGAGGCUAAUAUCAGCGAGUUACUUCAGUUUGGAAUCAAUGGUUGUCCUUGUGGGUCUCACUGCAUCUCUCUUGAUCUUACCGUUGAUUCUUCCCCCACUGCCUCCUCCUCCCUUCAUGCUGCUUUUGAUUCCUAUUGGGAUUAUGGUUUUGCUUAUGGUUCUUGCUUUCAUGCCUUCUUCUAAUUCCAAACAUGUAGUAACUUCUUCUUCUUCUCCUUCCACUUUUAUGUAAUACGUUUCUUUAAUUGAAGAAAUCUUAUAUAUAAAAAAAAAACAGAGAGGAGAUUUUUGUCAAUUGUCGUCAUUUAUUUAUGGUUUCAGGGUAAAGAGAUUAAUACUA